This is a messenger RNA of Rodentolepis nana, 201 nucleotides long. Lineage: Eukaryota; Metazoa; Platyhelminthes; Cestoda; Cyclophyllidea; Hymenolepididae. The record is from the annotation of a GenBank genome assembly.
GCCAAGGGUGAAAAUAUCACUGACGAGACUUUGACAAGCAUCCUCUUGGACCUUGAUUUGGACAGAAAUGGCGAAAUCGAUAAAAAUGAAUUUUUCAGAUUUAUAAGCUCACUCAAGACUGGAGUUGUACCUCAUCACCCCUUGAAAAGCGUCCUAAAUCGCCCCUAUAUUCCAGUUGAUAGAAGCGGUGGUGGUGUCUAA